Messenger RNA from Clonostachys rhizophaga, 1779 nucleotides. The record is from the annotation of a GenBank genome assembly. Lineage: Eukaryota; Fungi; Ascomycota; Sordariomycetes; Hypocreales; Bionectriaceae.
AUGGGCAAGCGCUGGACUGUCCUCGGCGCCGCCCUCGGCUGCUGGCUUGGCGCUGGAUUCGUCAACGCCGACGUGACGCCUUACACAAACGUCGAAGCCUACUCUGCCCUUGCAGAUGCCGCAGAGGGUUUCCCCCGGCAGUAUUUCCGGUCCUCAAACAUCGUGGCGCCAGUCUUCCAGGUCAACUUCUGGGACCAUAAUGCGGUUGACGAUGCGCCCUACAUCUUCCUCGGGUCCGUCUACGGACACAUGCAGGCUGGUCCGAUGAUUAUUGAUGCUCGUGAUCUGAGCCUCGUCUAUGCGGAUCAGAGGUACGAGAACACCUACACCUCUGAGGUCCAGACCAUAAACAGCACAAACUAUCUCACUUUCUGGGAAGGAUUUCACACUCGAGGACAUGCUAAUGGCUACUGUCUUCUGUUUGAUGAGCACUACCACCUCAAAUACAACGUGUCCGCUCAGGGGCUCAACGGCGCACUGGCCGACAUGCACGAGAUGGAGGUCACCGAUGCCGGGACGGUCAUUUUCUCAACGUACUUCAACAUUCCGUACGAUCUUUCUCCCGUGGGAGGACCAGUGGAAGCUCUGCUUAUGGACAGCGGCUUCCAGGAAGUUGACGUCGCAACGAAUAAAGUUCUCUUCAACUGGGCUGCUUCAGACCACUUCAGCAUCAGCGACUCCAUGGCGGCCCCCGACGCGCGAUACGGUGUCGGUCCAGACAGCGGCUUCGACUUCUUCCACAUUAACUCCAUCAAAAAGACAAGCGCUGGCAACUACCUCAUUUCCAGCCGGCACCUGUCAAUGCUUGCCCUCAUCGAUGGUGUCGAUGGCCACCCGAUCUGGACCCUGGGAGGGAAAAGGAACCAGUUCACGGAUCUGAGCGGCGGACGGGCCACCUCUCUCGGAUGGCAGCACGAUGCUCGCUUCCAUAACAACGAAUCUCACAUCACCCUGUUCGACAACCACGGUGAAUACACCGGAAAGUGCCAGAAUAAGUGCAACACCCGCGGCCUUCACCUGGAAAUCGACCCCGCGGCCCUCACGGUCAAGGUCGUUUCUGAAUAUUAUCAUCCCGAGCAGAUCGACUCCGGCGCUAUGGGUGGCUACCAAAAGCUCAACAACGGGAACGUCCUCCUCGCGUGGGGCCACACCCCCGGGUUCGUCGAGUACACAGACGACGGGAGGACCAUCAUGGAUGUCCAGAGGGGCAAGAUCGGCUCGAGCAACAUCGACGACAUGUUUGCUUACCGCGUCCACAAGGCUCACUGGACUGGCCGUCCUAAGUGGCCGCCCAACAUGGCCAUGGACGCCCCGCAUGGGACUGCCGAGAACGCAACAGUUUAUCUCUCCUGGAACGGCGCGACGGAUAUUUUCAAAUGGUCCAUCUUCUCGUCGAAUGAUCCCCUGAAUAUUAGCGAUUACGGAAAUCUUCAAACGGCAUCUAAGCGCACCGGUUUCGAAACCAGCAUAUUUCUCGGGCCGAAAAGCACCUCGAGGUAUGUCGGCGCCGCCGCCGUCGACAAGCAGGGCAACGUACUGGGCUCAUCCCUCGUCUACGACAUGCAGACCGGCCAGCCCGUUUUGCUGAAAAGUGCCAUUAACAGUGUCCGGCCGCCCCAAACGAAGUUUUAUCCAAAGACACUCAGCUCCGCUGGCGUCGUGGGGGGCGGCGUCGUAGCGGUCCUGGCUGUCUUCGCUCUGUACAUGUUUCGCCGCCGGAAGUGUCUACACCGAGAUCCCGAGUCCGCGCGUUAUAAGCCACUGGCGAACGUGGAUUGA